AUGAGACUUUCAAAUUUUUUUAAGACUCUAAUCAAUGAUCUUAGCCGAUUACGUUAUUUUUGGCCCCAAAUUCUUCAAGAAGCAAAAUUGAAAGCAUCUGAGCAAGCUACGUUUGGAUUUCAAAAUGAUUUUGUUAAGAAAAGGACAAGAAAAAGGAUAACAAUUCACGGUUCAUCAAACAUGUUGGACGAAUAUGAUAAUGUUAAUUUUUUAUCCACCCUUGAGCUGUUCGGAAAACACAAUAAGACACUUCAGUUCCGUCUAGAAAAUGUUUCUCAACACCAAAAACAAGGAACAAGAAUGCAAGUGCACUGUUUGAGCAGGAGAACUCAAAAUGAGUUCAUUGUAGCAUGUGGUGAAACUGUUUUUGCUGCUAUUAUUGAAAAAGUCCGUACAGCCAUUUAUUUUUCCAUUAUUGUUGAUGGAACUCCGGACUCUUUUCUGCAUAUAACAUCUGCAAAUAAAAAAAUUCUUCAAAAGUCUUCACCAGUUGCACCACAGUUUAAAGAAGUCAGAACAACAUCACGUUCAAUCUAUUUAAGUUGGGAGAUUCCAUAUUUUUCUUUGCGAACAGUAUUACUCUACAAGCAAGAUCAACAAGAAAUUAGUGCCAUACAUAUUUCAAAUGGUGUUCGUAAUCACACAUUAGAAAGUUUAGAGCCUGGUAUGAGUUAUAUGGUGAUAUUACAAAUAUACUAUAGUUCUGCAUAUCUUGAAACUGUUACUAAUAUAAUUACAACAAAGCCGAUUGAUCCUGAUGAUGUUUUAAAAUCUGAAGGAUUUGAAAUUGAAAUUCAGCUAUUGAUUAAAAGUAAUCGUUUGUCCUCUUUUGAAGUAUCAGAAAAAUCAACUACAGAAUUAGCAGAAAAAACCUUGAGAAAAAUUCGAAAGCUGCUAAGCAAUUUUAGUGAUGUUAAAAAUAUAUAUAUUUAUUCUAUCAGGGAAGAGCUUUCAGGUGUGUACUUGAUCAUGUAUCUUAAUGUUACGCAUGUUUCAUCAACGCAGUCACUGUUUGAUCUUAUUUUAAAAUCUCAAAAUGCGCUUGGUUGUGAUCCUAUUGGAUUUACUUUCAAAAUUAUAAGUUUUUGCUGCAAGCCUAUAUAUUUUCAUUCUUUUUCCAAUGAAACUGAGCAUUUUGGAAGUGAGAUUAUACAUUUACAAAUUGUUCAUAGUCAUGCUUUUCAACCUGGUAUAUGUGGAACUUCAUUUGAUAUGAGUAAAGGAGAUAUUACAAUUGAAACAAGAGGUCAACAUAUGUUAACUGCUUUGACAAUAUCGCUGUAUAUAAAACUGAAAAAUCUGAUGGAUUUACAUCCAGUUAUAUCUGCAGUAAAUUUUUAUAGUCAACUAAGGUUAGAGGUUCAGGAAGGUAGGUUGGUUUGGAUGUUUUACAACAUUGGAAACAGCCAAGGAUUUAUAAUUUCAUCAAGUGAUGUUAUAAAGAAAGAUACAUGGAUGCAUAUUCUAGUUGAUUAUAGUACCCAUUCAGGAUUGGGCCGAAUUUUUAUUGAUGGAAAUUUGCAAAAGAAAAAAUUGAGUAAUGCUGUUCUCAGUACACAUUGGAUGCUGGGAUUAAGAAUUGGAAAAUAUUUUUCUGGUGGUGUUGAUUAUAAAAUGGAUGGAUACAUUGAUGAGUUUCAAAUAUUUGGUUGUACACUAACGCUAAGAGAAAUUAGUAUUUUAUCUAAGUCAUGUGGCAAAGUUAACCAGUGUUUGAAUAAAAAAGAUAAUAUUACAAAAAUGACUUCAAUAUUGUUUGACUCCAUCAAAGAAUGGAAAAAAAAUGAUGAACUUCAAUUAAGUGGUGUUUCUGAAUGCAAUUCUGCUGGAGUGUCUCUUGAAGAAACAGAGAGUUCCUUGAACAAGUGCAAGUGCAAGAAAAAUGUGGAGGGUUAUUAUUGUGAAAAAUGUAAAGAUGGUUUUUUUAAUUUGCAACUACAAAAUAAAGAUGGAUGUACAAAGUGUUUUUGUAAUGGUUUGACAAAGAAUUGCCGAAGUGCCAAGCUAGAACGUAAACAAAAUGUUCUUAAUGCUAAUGAUAUAUACAACAUCAACUUGCGCACAAUUGAAGGAUAUCGAGUCAACAAGGAUAACAUAUUAUACAAUCCAAUUACUAACUCUGUUACCUAUAAAGCUGAUUCUCUAGGCAAUGGGGCUAUUUUAUACUGGGAGCUUCCGUUAAGCUACUGUGGUGACAAGGUUACUUCAUAUGGUGGAAACUUGCGUUUUACAAUAUCUUAUAUGUCAAAACCUUUUGAAAAGCCAUUGUAUGGGCCAGAUGUUAUAUUGUUGAGCAAUGGUACUCAGCUUGCUUACACAGAAGGAAAGGAGCCUCUUUCUGGAAUUCAACACCAUUUUCAAGUUAUUUUAGAUGAGAGAUUUUGGUUAAAAGGUGAUAAUGAGCAAGUUACAAGGGAAGAGUUUAUCAUUGCAUUAGCUAAUAUUCAAUCAUUUUUGUUACGAGCUACUUACAGCACUGAUAUAAUUGAAUCAAAUCUUUAUGAAGUGCGUCUGGAUGUUGUGGAAUAUGAUCCAAUGGUAUCCAAUAAUCAUGUUACAUCAAUGGUUGAAGAAUGUCUCUGUCCCCCAGAAUAUUUUGGAACAUCAUGCCAGCAUUGCAACAAAGGUUUUACAAAAGUGAAAGAUCUUCUGCUAAGAAAAUGCACUCCUUGCCAGUGCAAUAAUCAUGCAGAUGAUUGUGAUGGAAGCUCUGGAAUUUGUAGGAAUUGUUUACAUUUUACCACUGGUGAUCAUUGUGAGAAGUGUUUACCUGGUUACUAUGGUGACCCACGUUCUGGAAGGCAUGAUGCUUGUUUGAAAUGCCCUUGUCCACUAACUGUUGAAUCAAAUCAGUUUAGUUCAACUUGCUUGUUAGAUACAGAUGGAGAACCUACUUGUGAUGCAUGUAAAAGAGGAUACACAGGAAGAAACUGUGAAAAAUGUUUACAUCCAUACAUUGGAGAUCCAUUACAGCAAGGUGGAAGUUGUACAUCUCCUAAUGCUGGAUGUGAAUGUGACAUGAGAGGUGUAGAACAUUGUAAUAACUCAACAUGCCUCUGUAAAAAGAAUGUUAUUGGAGAAAAAUGCUCUCAUUGUAAACCAGGAUCUUUUUAUCUUCAUAAAAAAAAUAAAGAUGGCUGUCUUAAAUGCUGGUGCUUUGGUGUUACUGAUGUUUGUAAAAGUUCGGAAAACAUCAAUUUCAAUUUCAAACUUUUAAAUAUGAGUGGAGUUAAAAUCACAAACUUUGAAGAAACAAUUAAUAUUUCUAAAGGACUUUAUGUAGGAUUUUUAAAUGAAGCAGUUUUAAGUGAUUUACCUGAAAAUCGAUUACUUUAUUGGUCCUUGCCAGACUCUUUCCAUAAAGAAAAGCUUAUUGCUUAUGGUGGAGUUUUGUCAUACACCAUAUCUUAUGAAGAAAUUGGUUCUGGAUAUAUUGAUCUAAAACCUGAUGUCAUUAUAAAGGGAAAUGGAAAAUCUUUAGUUUACCAAGCUCAAACGAUAGUUUAUAGCAGAGAAAUAGCACAUAUGGAAGUUCCAAUCCAUGAGGAGAAAUGGACAAAGUUAUCAGGAGGAUUAGUCUCCAGAGAAGAAUUUUUGUUUGUUCUCUCAAAUAUUAGCAGUUUUUUGAUUCGUGCUACUUAUAACACAAGAAUAAAAAGUACAUUAUUAAGAAAUGUAUCAUUAUCUUGGCCUACAUCUAAUAAGUCUGAUGACUCUGUGAAAAGCAUAGAAGUUUGUGAAUGUCCAAUUGGAUAUAGUGGCACUUCAUGUCAGCGUUGUGCAACCGGCUUUUUUCGUUUCAUAACUCCUAAUGGCGAAUUAAGAUGUAAAAAAUGUCAGUGCAAUGGUCAUUCUGAAUACUGUGAUGAUGUUACAGGAAUAUGUACUGGUUGCAAAAAUAAUACUAAAGGUGAAAAAUGCAAUGAGUGCAAGCUUGGUUUUUUUAGUGAUUCAUCCAAUGGAGGAGAAUGCAAGCCAUGUUUUUGUCCUCUCAGCAUAUCAACUAAUCAGUUUAGCAAAUCUUGCACUGCUAUGAAGGAAGGAGGAUUUGUUUGUGAUACGUGCAAGACUGGAUAUUCAGGGCGCUAUUGCGGAGAGUGCGCUGUUGGCUAUACUGGUAAUCCUCUUACACCAGGUGGUACUUGCAAAAAAUCUGCAGUACGUUACACGUCUGAACCAUCUGUUAAAAUUACCCCUGAAAUUAGGAAAGAUCGCUUAGGUACAAUCUCAACUUUUCAUUGUAGUGCGACAGGAGAGCAACCACUUAUGAUACAAUGGUCUCGUAUAGACGGCAGACCUUUUGCAUCCAAUGUCAAAUUUGCUUCAACACCUACAUCUAAAACACUGACUAUAACGAAAAUUGAUCAUCUAGAUGAACAAACUUAUAUAUGCUCUGCCAGAAAUGAUUAUGGUUUGAGUUCUGCAAGGGCAGUUCUUAAUGUUGUGUCCCAUCGUCUACUGCCGAUUCGUGUAAGUGUUGUGCCGAAAUCUCUUUAUAUUGAGCAAGGAGGCGUUGCCCGAUUUAUUUGCAAUCACGAUAGCGAUUUAACAACUACUAUAACGUGGAGUCGCGAAGAUUUCGAAAAACUACCAGCCGAAGCCCUGGUAAAAAAUGGUAUUUUUACUAUAUCAAAUGUAAAUCAAGGUCAUUCGGGACUUUAUUCAUGUAGAGUAUCUAAUCAAUAUAGUUACGACCAAGUCAGUGUGCAGCUGAGAGUAGGAGUUUCUAUUCCGCCAAAAGUUGCGAUUUAUCCUAAUGAAGUGGUUUCAAAUAUAAACGAAGAUGUACAAUUUCGCUGCUCUUUUUCCGGGUACCCAACACCAACUAUUUCUUGGGAGCGUGAGACUGGAAAAUCUAUGUCUGGAAAUGUGAUUAUAGAAGAAUCUCUUUUACAAAUAAAAAAUGUACAAGUGGACGACGAAGGACAGUAUUUUUGUACUGCAAGUAAUCAAGGAGGCACAGUUUCCUCCCGAUCUGUUCUCUACGUCAGAGGACCAAAUAGUUUACCAAUCGUCAACAUAAUUCCAAGUGAGUUUCGUGUUCAAUCAGGAACAACAGUUUUAUUUUUAUGCAGCUAUUCUGGGAUUGUUUUAAAAUUAAUUUGGAGGAAAAAAAAUGGAAAUUUACCAACCUCUAGCGUGGUGCGUGAUCGUGAGUUACAUAUCCCAGCAACAGACUUAGCUGAUGAGGGUCAAUAUGAAUGUGUCGCAUCUAACCAAUACGGUGAGGUGAUCGCAAAAAGCAAUCUUUUUGUGGAACCUGAUCCAGGUUUCAAACCUAGAAUACAAAUUAAUCCAAAAUUUGUCUCAGUUAUUGAAGGUAGUUAUGCUGAAAUUCAAUGUAAUGUGACAGGUUUACCAUUACCAAUUGUGCUAUGGAGUAAACCUAAUGGUUUACUUACAAAUAAUCAUGUGAUUGAAGGAAGUUACUUGAAAAUUCUCAAGGUAUCAGCAGAUGAUAGUGGAACUUAUGUCUGUUCUGGUCAAAAUAGACUUGGAAGUGAUAGUUCAACAUCUGUUCUAUCAGUUGAGAGACGUAUGUUGCCCGAAAUUACCAUCAAUUCAGCAGUAAAUGUAAAUAGCUAUGUUGGUGAAAGUCUCACAUUUUUUUGUAAGUUACUUGGUGGCAUUCCUAAACCAACUUUAAUGUGGAAAACAUCUUCAGGCUAUCAGGUCCCAAGUUCACAGUUGAAAAAUGUAGAUGAUAGUCUAGCUUUAAAACUUUUUGAUAUCAAAAAAAGUCAUGAGGGAGAAUAUAUUUGUGUUGCUUCAAAUGCAGCAGGAAUACAAGAGAAAAAAAUAAACCUUACAGUAAAAGGUGAUGCUAGAGUUUUGUUUAAACCUCGUGGUUUAUACCGAGCUAAAAUUGGUGAUAAAGUUACCAUCAGAUGUUAUGGAUAUGGGUACCCUGCUCCAUUUAUUAUUUUAACAGUCCCAAAUUAUGAUAGCAAAGGCAUAUACAACAUAACUCAUAAUGAAGGUUACAUUGAGUUUACUUUUGUUGUUGAAUUUGUAUUGGCUGGUAACUAUACUUGUACAGGAAGAAAUUUGUAUGGAGAAAAACAUGAUUUUCUUUCACUUAUAGUGCGGAAAGAAGACGAAGCUCCUCUUAUUAGUAAACUACCUCAAAGUACCACAAUUAAUUAUCUCUCUACUUUUAAAAUGGUUUGUAAAGCUCAAGGAACUCCUAAUCCUAAAAUAUUUUGGACUAGAGGUCAAGCACAAAGUAAAAUAUCAAACAAACAUUUACUUCAAAUUGACUCUGUAGUAAUAGGAGAUGAAGAUGAUUAUCAGUGUCAUGCAGUAAAUCGUAAAGGAUCUGUUGUAUCUUCAACAAAAUUGGUUGUAAGAGUGAUGCCGACUGUGAAUAUUUUUCCACCAUCGAUAAUUGUAAAACAAGGACAUGGAUUUACAAUUAAAUGUUUAGUUAAAAGUAGAAAACUUUAUUCGAUUCAAUGGAGAAAGCAAGGUUUUACAAACUUAGUUCAAUUUUCUUCUAUUUUGUUUGGAGAUGAGCUUUUUAUAUUAUCUGCUAAUAAAGAUGAUGCUGGAAUGUACAUCUGUAUAUACAAAGAUGAUGAUAUUGAAUUGAAUUCAACUGCUAAUGUAACUGUAAUUGAACCUCCACUUAUUAUAGCAGCUAGUGAAACAGUUUUUAGAGUAAAUUUAAAUUCAAGUAUCACAUUAAAAUGUAAUGUGUCUGGUUACCCCUCUCCAUUUAUAAACUGGAUUUUCCCUGAUGGAUCAAAUGGAGCUUCUAAUUCUUAUGGAGAAUUUGCUUUGGUAAAUAUGACUAAGUAUGACCAAGGACAGUAUAAAUGUAGAGCAAGUAAUGUUGGAGGAUUUGCUGAGGAAACUUUUACUGUAUUAAUAAAUGAGUUGCCACAAGUUGUCAUUCUUGAAGGCACUCAUAUGUCUGCAAAUUAUGGCUCUCAUGUUUCUAUCACUUGUAAAGCUUCUGGUGUGCCUCUUCCAACAGUACAGUGGAGUAAAAGACAGGAAAACAUCACCAAAAAUAUUAAAACAGAAAAUGGAGUAUUAAAUAUUUAUAAUGUAACUUCUGAGCAUAGUGGAACCUUCCGUUGUGUAGCAAAGAAUGAUAUUGGUUCAGUUUUAUCUGAAGUUCAGUUGCAUGUUAAAGGUGCACCACAGGUUUCUGUCUUCCCUUCAUCUUUGUCUGUUAGCAUAAAAGAACUAGUUAAGUUCAGUUGUAAUGUAACAGGACAUCCAAAGCCAAAAGUUACAUGGUUAAAACUUAAUGGUGUUCUUCCAAAUCAAAUAUAUAUUUCUGAAGAUUUUCUUGUAAUACCUAGUGUAAAGGUAUCAGAUGCUGGUGUGUAUUUAUGCAGAGCAGAGAAUUUGCAAGGGACUGGAGAAGCAUCUGUCACCCUAAAAGUUUUGGAUUUUGUCCCUCACUUCUUUCAAGAAGAUUCUAUGCAAGUUUUUGAAAAUAUACCAAACACACAGUCCCAAACUAAAAUAAAUAUAUGGUUUAAACCUGACAAACCUGAUGGACUUUUAAUUUAUCGUGGUUCAUCUGUGAAAGAUUUUUUGAGUCUUAUUAUUCGCGAUCAUUAUGUUAUUUUCUGCUUUAAUCUUGGUUCCGGUUCUGCUAUUAUAAAAACAACAAAUCGCUUUGAGCUUCAUAGAUGGGUUUCAGUAGAAGCAAAGCAAGACCAGUCUAUUGGUUUCUUAAAAGUGAAUGAUGAUAAUCCUGUUUAUGGAAAAUCAUUGGGACGAUUUAAUGAAUUGAAUCUUGAUAAUGAACUUUAUCUUGGUGGUUACGAAGAUGUAACAAAAAUUGUUGCUAAUGUUGGAUUCAUCACCAGUUUUUCUGGAUGCGUUUCAGAAUUAAUUGUCAACAACCAAAGAAUAGAGUUUGUGGAUGCAAUAACAUCAAAAAAUGUUGCAUCUUGUAACACAUGUCAUGAUAAUCCUUGUAAGAACAGUGGCAUUUGUAAUCCUUCUAGAACAAAGUUUGGUUUUGUUUGCAUGUGUAUGAAAAAUUUUACCGGAGUUUAUUGUGAAGAUGAAGUUGAGCGGUGCUAUCCUGAUGCAUGUCUUUAUGAAGGCCAAUGUGUUAAUCAUGAAAAAAAUGGUUAUUCAUGCAAAUGUCUUCUUGGAAGAUUUGGAAAACGCUGUGCCCAUGGAUUUUCAAUAUCUGUUCCAUUAUUCAAUGAAAGUUCUUUUCUUUCAUUUCACAUACCAAACCUUCGUUCAAAAGUAUUAACAAUUUCCUUUUCAUUCAAAGUCCAGUCAGUAAAAGACUUUAAAGUGCUUUCUAUAGAACAGACUUUCCAAAACAAGUUUAAGUUUUUAAAUUUUGCAGUUGAAAAAGGAAGUUUGGUUUUAAAGUAUAACCUUGGAGAUGGAACUGUUAUACUGAAUAGUGAAAAAAAAGUAAUUUUAGACCAAUGGCUUGAAGUUCACUUUGAAUUAAAAGGAAAAUAUUCUUCUCUAUCAAUUAAUGGUCAGCAAGCUCUUAAAAAUGUGUCAAAUGGUCUUGAAGACUCACUUAACUUAAACACAAAUACAUUAGUUUAUAUUGGGAACGGUUUAAUUGGUUGCUUGAGACAGUUAGUUCUUAAUUCUAAAAAAAUUGACUUAUCAAAAGAAUAUGUUGCUGCAAAAAAUAUUUUGAGUUGUUAUAAAUUGGCUUCUCCUUGUUUGUCAAAAUCUUGUCUUAAUGGUGGUACAUGUGUUAUGGUUAGUGAUGAUGACUUUAUUUGCAAAUGUACUAAUUCAUAUGAUGGAAUUUUGUGUGAAAAGAAAAUAGGUUUGUGUGAAAAUUAUAUUGACUGUAAAAACAAUGGCAUUUGCAAGAAAACAUCUCAUGGAUCUACAUGUUUUUGUCCUUUAGGAUUCAGUGGUCUCUCCUGUCAACAAAGGGAAUUUUUAAAUAACUCUGCAAAGUUAACUCAAAACAGCUAUAUAUUGUUUCGGAAGGUCAGAAUAGUGGAGAAAAGCAGAAUUUCAUUCCUUAUAAAAACUGCACGUGAAGAAGGAAUGUUGUUAUGGCUCGGUCAGAAACCAGAUUCUGCAUUUAGUUCAGCAUUUAUGUUAGUAGGCAUCAAAAAAGGCACUUUGGAAAUACAGUUUGAAUUGGGAAGCAAACUAGUAAUUGGUUUCAGCAAAUUAAAAGUAAAUGAUGAUAGAUGGCACAGUAUUGGUUUAUUAAGACAAGGUUCAACUUUAAUUUGUAUGAUUGAUGAAAAAGAUAGUUUCACUCUAGAUGCAGGAGAAAUUAAUGUUAGCUUGGAUUUCUUUGCUUAUUUGUACUUAGGUGGAGGAAUAAGCACACGUUCGCUAUCGCAAGGAAAGUAUCUUCGAAGCUAUGAGGGUUGCGUCCAAAAUUUCAUCUUAGAUGGAGAUGUUAGUUUUGUAUUAGGUCCAGAUGAAGCCUGGAACAUACUACCUUGCGAAUGAUUAUGAAAUAAAAUUAAUGUAAUAAAUCAAAUAACUUUUGGUAUAAAUAUUAUUACUUUAAAUACAUCUUUAAAUUUGGUUUCA
Hydra vulgaris (swiftwater hydra) is the source of this 9510-nucleotide messenger RNA. NCBI's taxonomy places the organism in Eukaryota, Metazoa, Cnidaria, Hydrozoa, Anthoathecata, Hydridae. The record is from RefSeq and is a predicted model, not a curated record.